Messenger RNA from Hymenoscyphus albidus, 3626 nucleotides. The record is from the annotation of a GenBank genome assembly. Lineage: Eukaryota; Fungi; Ascomycota; Leotiomycetes; Helotiales; Helotiaceae.
CUUUGCUAGAGAAAUCUUAGGGUUAUAUCAGCGUGAUAGAGAAUACUCCGUCUAUCCCGAUCCGACACCAAAUCUCGGAUUUCCCAAGUGCUCGUACCUACGAUUUUCAGUGAUUUCUUGCGACCAUCGUACCUGCCGUCAUGCUGCCCCAAAUCUAGGUUGCCGCUGCCGCUGUCGCUCUCCACCUCCAGACUUCACCUAAUUGAACACCAACUACACAACGACCAAUUCGAAUUUCAUCCCCCUUCCUUGUCACGAUUUUCGCUGUGGCGUCUCAAAAACUUCUCACUGCCUUUGUGCACUUGACGCGGAUUUCCGAACGAAACAGUCGAGCCUUUUGCAAAAUGCCGCCAAAGCAAGCAAAGCAAGCUACGUUGGGGUACGUGAAAAAUUCUCAGACCACCAUCCGGUGUGUUGGAUCAGCCAAUUCGAGGGUCGCAGUUGGAAUUCCAGCUAACAUGCAUAUUCUCCAACAGAAAGUUCUUCAAGAACCCAAAUGGCACUACCCCGAAAGAAGCCUCGAAGCAAACCACACUCGCAUUUUCCCCCAAGUCAAAUGGCACACCAAGCUCCAGUGCGACCAUUGCCCCUUCAAGUUCUAAGCCAGCGGAAGAUGUUGAGAUGAAGGACGACUCGGAUGUCGAGGUCAUAGAGGUCAAGGAGGAUAAGAAAAUCGAUCUCAAGGAGAAUAUCAAGCCUGGAAAGGGUAUUUUCUCUUGCAUAUUAUUGGUUGGAGAUUUUAUGCUGAUAUGAUUACAGGAAUCAAGAAGCGAUCUAGGUCUACACCCAAACCCGAAGUCAAAUCAGACCCCGUCAAGGAGGAAUCGGUUGAGAUUGAAGAGGAUGAAGAUGAGGAACCCGUUAUCAAACGACCCCGACGAGCUGCCAAAGUUCAGGUUGAGGACGAAGACGACGAACCGAUUAUUUCGAAAUCCAAACCCAAAUCAAAGGCUGCUUCAAAGUCCAAAGAUUCAGAGGAAAUGGCUCCUCCACCCAAGAAAUCAAAAAUCCAGGUUGAGGACGAAGAUGAUGAACCAGUUGUGUCAAACUCGAAACCAAAAGGAAAAGCUGCUCCAAAGUCCAAGGAUGCAAAAAUAGUGGCUCCUUCACCGAAGAAACCAAAAAAGCAAGUCGUGAAGGAAGAGGAAGAGGAAGAAGUCAAGGAGGUCAGCUCAUCCUCUAAGAAACCCCCGAAGAGAAAAGACUCAAGUGCGUCUACAUCUGCUGCCGAGGAAACUGAGAACGAGGAAGAAGAGGACAACAAAUCUGAGGAUGAGAAACCAGAAAUUGUAGCCAAGGCUCGGGAGAAGGUUCAAACGACGUUGAAAUCCAAGGCCAAAGACCCAUAUCCUGAUUGGAAGGCUGGAGAUCCGGUUCCAUAUGCAGCCCUAUGUACGACAUUUUCAUUAAUCGAGAUGACCACCAAAAGACUCAUUAUUCAAGCACAUUGUGCACUAUUUCUUCGACAGGUCUUACGCCUCACCCCAGAAGAUAUGCUACCAACUGUUUUACUCAUGAUAAACAAGCUAGCUGCAGAUUACGCCGGUAUUGAGUUGGGCAUUGGCGAAUCAUUGGUUAUGAAGGCGAUUGGUGAAACCACUGGACGAAGCUUAGAAGUGGUCAAGAAUGAUCAGAGAGUACUUGGAGAUCUUGGAUUGGUAGCUGUCAAGAGUAGAGCCAAACAACCCACCAUGUUCAAACCCAAACCUUUGACUAUCCGAGGUGUUCAUAAAGGUCUUAUUGGCAUCGCUGCCACUUCUGGAGCUGGGGCUCAAGGUCGAAAGGUUGAUGGUAUCAAGAAGAUGCUGGCUGCAGCUGAUAGCCACAAUUCUGGAAAAAUUGAUAUCACCGUAGACAACGGAGGCGCCAGUGAGGCAAAGUUCAUUGUACGCUUCCUUGAAGGGAAAUUACGGCUUGGAUUAGCAGAGAGAACUGUGCUGGUCUCGCUUGCUCAGGCUAUGGUAUGUCAUGAAGUUGAGGCCAAAGGCGAAGGAAAAAUCCCAACCACGGAGCAGCUUGCCAAGGGAGAGCAAAUCUUGAAGCAGGUUUUCAGGUAUGUUUGCAUGUUCUUCGUUUUCGUCAACAGUUUUACUAAAAAGUCAUAGCAAUCUUCCGAGCUACGAUGUGAUCAUUCCCGCGAUGUUAGAUCAUGGGAUUUUCAACCUAGCCGAAAAUUGCAAGUUACAACCAGGUGUACCACUAAAACCUAUGCUGGCAAAACCCACAAAGUCAAUCACGGAAGUUCUUGAUCGAUUUGAGAACCAAACAUUUACCUGCGAAUACAAAUACGAUGGAGAAAGAGCACAAAUUCAUUACGUCGCGAAAGACUCGGAGCAACAAUACAAAGGCCCAGCGGGUGUCGCCAAAAAAACGGGAAGUGGAAUCACAGCUAUCUUCUCACGAAACUCUGAAGACCUUUCAACGAAAUACCCGGAUAUUUUGUCGAAGCUGGAUACUUGGGUAAAGCCGGAUACAAAGAGUUUUGUACUUGAUUGUGAGACUUGUGCUUGGGAUAUGGUAGAGAAGAAAGUUCUGCCAUUCCAACAACUUAUGACACGAAAGAAGAAGGACGUUAAAGUUGAGGAUGUCAAGGUUAAAGUUACCGUUUUUGCUUUUGAUUUGUUGUUUUUGAAUGGGGAGGCUGUAGUGGAGAAGUCUCUAAGAGAGAGGAGAGAACUUCUGCAUAAGUCCUUUAAUCCUGUUGAAGGGGAGUUUGGGUUUGCUACUAGUAUGAAUGGACGGGAGAUUGAUGAGAUUCAGCAGUUCCUCGACGAUAGUGUUAAAGCUUCUUGCGAGGGACUUAUGGUCAAGAUGUUGGAUGGUGCGGAAAGUGGUUAUGAACCUAGUAAACGAAGUCGGAACUGGCUCAAGGUAGAUUUUCCCCUUUUCACUGUCUCUUUGUAUAAACUAACAAUCUCUCCCAGAUAAAAAAAGACUACCUCUCCGGCAUUGGUGACUCCCUGGACCUCGUCGUCCUAGGAGCCUACUACGGAAAAGGAAAACGCACUUCCGUCUACGGCGCCUUCCUCCUGGCCUGCUACAACCCAUCCACCGACACCUACGAAACAAUCUGCAACAUCGGCACCGGUUUCUCAGAAGCCGUUCUCGAAGAGCUCCACCCGCAACUCAAAGACAUCGUCAUCGAACGUCCCAAACCCUUCUACUCUCAUUCCUCGGGUAAUCAACACCAACCCGACGUCUGGUUCGAGCCGCGAUUCGUGUGGGAGGUGAAGACUGCCGAUUUGACACUUUCCCCUAGAUACAAGGCGGCAUGUAAGGAGCAUGUUGGAGGUGGCGGCGAGAAGGGGAUCAGUCUGCGAUUUCCAAGGUUUAUCAAGAUUCGAGAUGAUAAGAAGCCGGAUGAGGCGACGAGUUCCAGACAGGUUGCGGAGAUGUAUCAGAAGCAGGAGAGUGUGAGUAAGAAUAAGGGGCCGGCGGUAGAUGAUGACUUUGAGUAUUAGUGUCAUGUUGCUGGUUUGUGGUGUAUCAAAAGGGAAAUUUGGGGGGGAUAUGGGGAUUCUUUGUGUCUCUUUUUUAGUGAGGCAGAUGGUGGAUUUGCUUUCGCUUUCGCUGUAUCUUACAGGUCUGGAGUGGGACUUGAUUUUGUAGUUAUGGAAUGAAAUGCA